Molecule: messenger RNA, 1310 nt
Organism: Amborella trichopoda
Lineage: Eukaryota; Viridiplantae; Streptophyta; Magnoliopsida; Amborellales; Amborellaceae
Product: syntaxin-21
Biological process (GO): vesicle-mediated transport; vesicle fusion; intracellular protein transport
Cellular component (GO): SNARE complex; membrane; endomembrane system
Molecular function (GO): SNAP receptor activity; SNARE binding
Source: RefSeq, a predicted model, not a curated record
CACGCUUGGCUGUCGUGACUACAGAGAGGGGCACCAUGGCCCCAAUAAACCCUUUUAAACCCCACGCUGUCGUACUCUUCCGCCGUGUCGGACUUGCUCCCGGCUGUCCGGACACGAUCGCCGGAGUACCGGGCACGCCUGGCCGGAGUGUCUCCUAAACCUCUCUGGAGUGUCGGGCAAACCUAGCCGGAGCGUCGGGUUGGUCUCCUUGCCCGAAAUGAGCUUCCAGGAUCUGGAGAAGAGGCGGCCAUCAACGAUACACAGCAGAGAUGGUUCUCAGCAGAGCUCCUCGUCGUCUCAGGCCUUAGCGGCCGGAAUUUUCCAGAUAAACACGGCCGUGUCCACUUUCCGACGACAAGUGGAAGCUCUUGGAACAUCCAAAGACACGCCUGAUCAUCGUCAAAAGUUGCACACUACUAGACAGCGAAUUGGGCAGCUGGUAAAGGAGACAUCUACUAAACUCAAAGCACUGAGUGAUGUAGACCAUUUGGAAACUGAUACAAAUAAGAAAGUAGAACAUGCAAAGCUUGCAAGAGAUUUUCAAGCCAUCUUGAAAGAUUUCCAAAAAGUGCAACAGCUUGCUGCUGAACGUGAGACUGCCUAUGCUCCUUUGGUUUCCAAAUCUGUGUUGCCCUCGCGUUCUGGCUCUGAUGAUCCGAAUACGAGUUUGGACACAAACCAGGAAAAUCAAGGCCUCCUGAGAGAACAUAAAAGGCAAGAGAUAUUGCUGCUAGAAAAUGAGGUCGUCUUCAAUGAGGCCAUAAUAGAGGAAAGAGACCAAGGGAUUAGAGACAUACAAGAGCAAAUUGGGGAAGUAAAUGAAAUUUUCAAGGAUCUGGCUGUAUUGGUUCACGAACAAGGAGUUAUGAUAGAUGAUAUCGAUUCAAAUAUUCAGAGCUCUCACACGGUGACUGUUCAAGCUAAAACCCAGCUUGCAAAAGCCUCCAAGAGUGUGAAAUCGAGGUCAUCAUGGAGCUGUUGGCUGCUGAUAAUUGUUCUCAUUAUUGUGAUCAUUGUGGUAAUUGUUCUCAUCAUAUGAUAUUUGCCUCUUUUGGCCUCUUUUCUUAUUUUUUCUUUUUCUUUUUCCUUGUAAUUCAUGCCCUUUGUGCAGCUAGCUUCUUGAAAUGUGUGCCGGUGUGAAGGUGUUACUUGUUUUGUGUAAUUUUUGCAUCUAUUGAGGCACAUAGACUCUUUGAAUGGUAUGCCCUGUGUUUGAUUUGAUUGGUUAUUUGUAUAAAUUUGGUUUGUAUUACUUGUGAGACUUCAUUUCUCAUAUUCGUUUUAAGUUUUUGACUUGGAUUUCCUCUUUA